This is a messenger RNA of Dentiscutata erythropus, 158 nucleotides long. The record is from the annotation of a GenBank genome assembly. NCBI's taxonomy places the organism in Eukaryota, Fungi, Glomeromycota, Glomeromycetes, Diversisporales, Gigasporaceae.
AAAUAUAUUCAAAAGGGAAGUCAGGUUUAACUCAAUUAUUAGAAAAUGCAACUAUUGAAUCCUUAGCAAGUUUUAUGAAUAUUAGUGAAACAAGUAAAACAAGUAAUAAAGAAUCUAAAAAAAAAAGUCGCAUUAGAAGAAGAACAACAACAAUUUGA